Molecule: messenger RNA, 993 nt
Organism: Rotaria sp. Silwood2
Lineage: Eukaryota; Metazoa; Rotifera; Eurotatoria; Philodinida; Philodinidae
Source: the annotation of a GenBank genome assembly
AUGGCAUCAUCUACAACGGAUACUAAUCUUAUCGAAUCGUUAACUUAUAUUUCAGAACAACUCAAUCGAUAUUUAUCAUCUACGAUUUUUAUUUUUGGUACAGUAGGAAAUAUUCUUAAUUGCCUUGUUUUAUAUCAAAGAACACUUCGUUCAAAUCCAUGUGUAGUACUUUUUCUUCUUUCAUCUUUUUUUGGUCUUAUUUCUAUUCUAAUUGGUCUACCUACUCGAAUUUUGGCCGGUUGGCACCUUGAUCCAACUGCUACAAUCGAUUGGAUUUGUAAAUUUCGUGCUUUUAUUGUAUUUAGUACAAGAACAAUGUCCAUAUGGUUGAUUACAUUAGCUACCAUUGAUCGAUGGUUAAUAUCAUCGAUCAAUAUUCAUUAUCGACGAAUGAGUACAUUGAAAAAUGUCAAACAAGGCAUGAUUGUUUGUUUUUUUCUAUCGAUUGUUUCUUACAUUCACAUGCUUUAUUGUUAUGGAACUAAUCCCCUUGAUGGACCAUUGCCAUGUUAUGCAAAAACAAUUAAAUGUCGUUUGGCCACUGAUUUAAUUUAUAUUUUUAUAAGCAUUACUAUUCCAUUGAUUUUAAUGAUUAUUUUCGGUCUAAUGUCUGUUUCGAACGUAUAUCGUGCUCAUGUCCAUGCACCACAUAUGAUACAACUUUUUAAUAAACGUAAUCAUCCUGGUCAUAAACAACUAAAAUCAAGAAGAAUCGAUCGUCGUUUACUUCGUAUGCUUUUAGUGGAAGUUCUUAUUUUAAUAUUAUGUUGUAUUCCACAAGCUAUUGAAAAACUUUAUAUUACAUUUCAUCCUUUCAGUUCGAGAUCCGAAUUAGAAGAUGUUAUAAAAACUUUUCUUUAUAAUAUCGUACUACUUUUAGCUUUUAUACAAAAUGUUGUGCCAUUCUAUAUUUAUACAUUAACUGGUGGAACUAUUUUUCGAAAAGCAUUUAUGGACUUUAUACGAAUAUUUAAUCAAAGAAUAACAUUUUAA